Molecule: messenger RNA, 597 nt
Organism: Saccharomyces kudriavzevii IFO 1802
Lineage: Eukaryota; Fungi; Ascomycota; Saccharomycetes; Saccharomycetales; Saccharomycetaceae
Gene: RPL16B
Product: 60S ribosomal protein uL13
Exons: 2
Coding region: 1-597 (198 amino acids)
Biological process (GO): negative regulation of translation; translation
Cellular component (GO): ribosome; cytosolic large ribosomal subunit
Molecular function (GO): structural constituent of ribosome; mRNA binding
Source: RefSeq, a predicted model, not a curated record
AUGUCUCAACCAGUCGUUGUUAUUGAUGCUAAGGAUCAUUUGUUGGGUCGUUUGGCCUCCACUGUUGCCAAGCAAGUAUUGAACGGUCAAAAGAUUGUUGUUGUCAGAGCCGAAGCUUUGAACAUUUCUGGUGAAUUCUUCAGAAACAAGUUGAAGUACCACGACUUUUUGAGAAAGGCUACUGCUUUCAACAAGACCCGUGGUCCAUUUCAUUUCAGAGCUCCAUCUAGAAUUCUUUACAAGGCUAUUCGUGGUAUGGUUUCCCACAAGACCGCUCGUGGUAAGGCUGCCUUGGAACGUUUAAAGAUCUUCGAAGGUAUUCCACCUCCAUACGACAAGAAGAAGAGAGUUGUUGUUCCUCAAGCUUUGAGAGUUUUGAGAUUGAAGCCAGGGAGAAAGUACACCACUUUGGGUAAGUUGUCUACUUCCGUUGGCUGGAAAUACGAGGAUGUUGUUGCCAAAUUAGAAGACAAGAGAAAGGUCAGUUCUGCUGAAUACUACGCCAAGAAGAGAGCUUUCACAAAGAAGGUCUCUUCUGCCUCUGCUGCUGCUUCUGAAUCUGAUGUUGCUAAGCAAUUAGCUUCUUUCGGUUACUAA